Messenger RNA from Mesorhabditis belari, 1239 nucleotides. Lineage: Eukaryota; Metazoa; Nematoda; Chromadorea; Rhabditida; Rhabditidae. The record is from the annotation of a GenBank genome assembly.
AUGGCGUCCUUAUAUCAAUCGGAUCGCAACAAGUACGAAUGCAGUUGCGGAGCCUGGGACUCGUUGGGGCUUUUGUAUUUUUGUCGUCAUUGCUCGGUUACCAGAUGUUCUUCUUGUGUUCUCGUCGAAUUGGAUUGUUUCCUUUGCCAGAAUUGCCUCGAAAGCGCUCCCGUCACCGAAGCCCGCCUCAAAAAGAAUCGAUGUUUUGCGUGCAACUUUUGUCCUUUUUGCGCUACGGUUCUUACGAAGAAAACGUGUGUGAAUAGCGGAAAUACGUUCCUGUCGUGUGGGGUGUGCCGAUGGUCAACGCGCGAUGCCGGAAUUCCUGAUCAAAGCAAGACUACGACCGAUUGGCCAAUGCCGGAAAAUCCACUCAGCAAAAGAUUGAACGAAAUUUCUGGCCAUUUCAAGGACUUGGAAACGAGAGAAAAGGCUCGAAAAGAGAAAGACACAACUAAGAGGCGGACGAACUUUGGCGGUUUCGAUGCUUCAAAGUUUUCGGAUCGAUUCGGAGUGCAAAAGAUGAUACAAGCUCGUAAAAAGGCUAUCGAAACACCUGCUUCCACUGUCGAGUCUCACGUUGCCACAGCUGAUGUUCCAGCAUUGCCUGAUGAUGUGUUCGAAUCAACGGCUGCUAUUCAACUACCACUCAAUGUCAUCAAUAAACAGCCAUUGGUUGAGGAAACAACAUUGCUUCCCGUUCGUCUUCCUUUAAAGGGCAGAAAGGCCAUUAGAUGCCGUAAAUGUGAACACCAUCUUUUGAAGCUAGACUAUAGUCCAAAUGCGAUCAAUUACAAAAUCUCGGCUUUUGCCCGCAACACAAUCCCAGAGAUUCGAUUGUCAAGGGGGGUCGAGCUUGUGGUCGGACAACAAUCGUCUAUUUUGCUCACCUUAUUGAACCAUAGUGAAAAUGGGAUGCAGAUUAUUCUCACGCCAGAUGCGGAUGAUAGUGCUUUUGAAAUUGUGACAGAAAGUAUCGACAUAACUUUAUCCCCGUUAGAUGCCGCCGACGUGUUGCUUGGAGCUGAAGAGUCAAAAUACUCCGCCGCUUCUUCGUCAAGUUCUUCAAACAUCGUGUUUCAACGAAGAAAUCGUGUCGGAAUUAGGCUCGAUUUGUGCCCAAAGGUCGAUUUCAAGUGCCUCCCGUUGUCUCUGAAGUUUAAAAACAUCCAUACUACAGCAAAAUUGGAAACAUCGGCCGAUUGGAAGAUGGUGAAAGUUCGAGUUGGACUAGACAAG